Mercenaria mercenaria is the source of this 1026-nucleotide messenger RNA. RefSeq names its product 39S ribosomal protein L13, mitochondrial-like. Gene Ontology annotation, cellular component: mitochondrial large ribosomal subunit; ribosome. The transcript has 7 exons. Gene Ontology annotation, biological process: translation; negative regulation of translation. Gene Ontology annotation, molecular function: structural constituent of ribosome; mRNA binding. Bases 144 to 755 code for a protein of 203 amino acids. The record is from RefSeq and is a predicted model, not a curated record. Lineage: Eukaryota; Metazoa; Mollusca; Bivalvia; Venerida; Veneridae.
ACGGGACAUUGUUAUUUUUGGCACCGGUCUGCGACCUCGAAAAGUUACUGAAAUUAAAAGUAAUAUUGCGCCUUAGGAUAUCGUUGAUUAACGUUACUUUUGCUAUGGAAUAAACGAAUUUCAUUUUAUUCUAUUUAAAUGAAAUGGCCCAUCAUCGAGUUGUGCAAUGGAAUACUAUGGCAAGAACAUGGUGGCUGUUUGAUGCCAAAUACCAGUGCCCACACAGAUCAGCAGAGAAGAUAUGCAUGUACCUAGAGGGCAGACAUAAACCACUUUAUCAUCCACUUUCUGAUGUUGGGGACCAUGUUGUUGUGAUUAACACUAGACAUGUUGCUAUGGUAGAAGAUCUGUGGAGAAAACUACUCUAUGAACAUGAUACUAGGUUUGCCCAUGGUAAAUCAAAGACUACUGCCUGGAAAUUACACGAAGCUGAUCCUACUAAAAUAAUGUAUAAAUCUGUAUAUCGUGCUGGUCCGAAGAAUUUAUUGCGUCCUAAUUUGAUGAGAAGAUUGCACCUAUAUCCUGAUGAGGAAGUUCCAGAAGAUAUUCUAGGAAAUAUAAGUGAUGUAAUUAGGCAGAUACAGGUUGUACCAAAAACUUUAGAUGAUUAUCCUGAAGAACAGCUCAAGACGUUUCCGAAAAUAUUUGAUUGGCCAAAAGACCAUGUGUUAUUCAAGCGUAAGUCAUUAGAAGAAACAUUACAAGACAUUGAAAAAGCAAGAUUAGAAGCAGAGGCAAAGAAAAAGAAAAAAUGAAAGCUGUAGAGAUUUAUGUUGAUGAUUAAAGACUAUUUACAGCUCUUGUCUGCCAGGUUAAUGUUUUAUGGAAGUGGUUGUAACGGUUAAGGAACAUCUGAAAAAAAGUUUGAAAAUAAAACACUCAGUAGUUUGCAAAUAGUGUUCUGCGGACCUCUAGAGAGCUUAUGAAUUCAUUUCAGAAUAUUAUGCGACCAGCGUUACAUUGCACAAAGACAAACCGAUAGAAGUGUUCUUAUUUUUAUGAACUGCAAUUAAACAUAGAAUGAAA